AUGGUACACAGAUUAGGGCUGGUGAAGAUCAAACACCCGAGGCCUUAUAAACUACAGUGGCUUGACGAUGCUACCGAGCUCAAAGUAACCGAGCAAGUCACGGUUCCUUUUAGUGUGGGCAAGUACAAAGACAAGGUGCUUUGUGAUGUUGUGCCUAUGCAAACAGGGCAUGUUCUACUGGGUAGGCCAUGGCAGUUUGACAAGGCUACCUUACACAAUGGUCGCACCAACUUUUAUAGCUUUACACACCUUGGCCGCAAAUACAAUCUAGUACCACUCAGCCCCACCGAGGUCCACGAGCUUCAGAGCCGGAUGCAACAAGAGGCUAAGUCUUCUAAAUCAGCAUUAUAUAUAUCUACUGGGUUAAAGGAACUUGAGCUCCCACCUGAGGUAGAGGCUUUGAUCAAACGGUUCGAAGAUGUGUUUCCCGAAGAGAUCCCACCAGGGCUACCACCUCUACGAGGAAUAGAACAUCAGAUAGACCUUGUUCCAGGCCAGCCGUUACCAAAUAAGGCAGCUUACCGAAUAAACCCGGAAGAAAGCAAAGAGCUUGAGAGACAAGUGUGA
Messenger RNA from Eutrema salsugineum, 567 nucleotides. RefSeq lists its product as uncharacterized. The transcript has 2 exons. Bases 1 to 567 code for a protein of 188 amino acids. Lineage: Eukaryota; Viridiplantae; Streptophyta; Magnoliopsida; Brassicales; Brassicaceae. The record is from RefSeq and is a predicted model, not a curated record.